This is a messenger RNA of Aspergillus welwitschiae, 2522 nucleotides long. RefSeq lists its product as uncharacterized. NCBI's taxonomy places the organism in Eukaryota, Fungi, Ascomycota, Eurotiomycetes, Eurotiales, Aspergillaceae. The record is from RefSeq and is a predicted model, not a curated record. Gene Ontology annotation, molecular function: oxidoreductase activity. The coding region runs from base 38 to 2494 and encodes 818 amino acids. The transcript is spliced from 3 exons.
CCAAGUCUCCGGACCAAGACAUCCAGCUGUAUAUAUAAUGGUCCAACCGAAGAAAGUCGCCAUAAUCGGCGCCGGCCCCUCGGGACUAGUAACAGCCAAAACCCUCCUGCACAGCUUCCCCGAGGGCACCUUCAUUCCCAGUGUAUUCGAGAAAAACAGCCGAAUUGGGGGUCUCUGGCCCACAGCGGUUGACCAUGGUGCCGAGAGACGGCUCAACCCGUGGAUACGGACGAACUUGAGUCGGUUCACGGUGGCUUUCUCGGAUUUAGCGUGGGAGUCUGUGAUUGGGGAGGGGGAGCUGUCCAUGUUCCCGCAGGCGAGACAGGUGGGGCAGUAUUUGGAGAAAUAUACGAAUUUGUAUAUUCCCAAGGGGGUCUUGAGGCUGGGUAAGGAGGUUGUGAGAACGGUUCGUGAGACGGAUGGAUUGAGGGCUAGGUGGACGGUGCAGUGGACUUCGAGAAGCAUAGAUGCAAAUGGCAUUGAGUGCAACGGGCCUGAGAUGGAAUCGGAGGAGUUCGACUAUCUGGUGGUCACGUCUGGAUACUUUGCCAAAGCUCACUUCCCCGAUAUACCUGGUCUGGCUGGGGUCGCUGAUAGGGUUGUCCACAGCUCUGAAGUGCAGACUAUAGACGAUGUGCAGCAGCUGCUGGAGAGGACUGGGUCCUCGGGUGGCAAGCUGGUCGUUAUUGGGGGCAGUAUGUCCGGAGUAGAAGCUGCUUCGACAGUGGCGCUUCAUCUAUCUACGAUGGAUUACAAGCCCCCAGUGAUACAAUCCGGACGUGACUAUGAAGUCCAUCACAUAUCCUCGAGACCCUUCUGGACAAUACCCACCCACCUUCCCCACGAUGGCUUCCAGGAUAAUACCAAGACGCAAAACAUGCAAUUUCUACCCCUUGACCUCGUCUUCUACGAUCUUGCCCGACGCCCUCCCGGCCCAGUCGAAUACGGACUCGGACCGCUCUCCACAGAACGCAUACACAAAACUAAUGAAUACUUCCGCUCCCUCCUCGGCGCCGAGUACGCAAAAAUCGGCAGCUUCGGAAUCGGCAACAGCGAGAGCGAAGAUUCGCAGCCAUCAUGGAUCGGCAUAGGAGACGACUACGCUGAAUACGUCCGCUCCGGCUUCAUCAAGCCCACCAUCGGCCGAGUAUCCAGCAUCAACAGCCCAUCAACACUCACCGUCACUCUACCCAACGGCACCCAAGAUACCAUAUCCGACAUCACCGCCAUAAUAACAGCCACCGGCUACACCCCCUUCUCAUCCCUCAGCUUCCUCCCCUCUCCCAUCCUCUCCACCCUCGAAUACUCCACCAGCGACCCCUUCAUCCCCCUCAUCCUGGACGGCAAAGGCACCUCACACGCCGAAAUCCCCGACCUCGGCUUCGUCGGCUUCUACCGCGGACCCUACUGGGGUGCAAUGGAAAUGCAAGCCCGCAGUCUCGCAAACACAUGGGUCAAAGACCUCUCCUUCACAGGCCCCUACUUCACCAACGAAGAACUCACUCAAAAGACCAACGAACGCGACCUCCUCCGCACUCUCCGCACUACAACCCUCCCCCGCAGCCAAUUCCCCAUGGGCGACUACGUAGGUCUCAUGGAGACCCUAGCCCGAGAGCUCAACAUCCCUCGAGCCCCUAUCCCCACCACUGCUCAACCCCAUACCCAAAACCAUGACAAUACCAACCACGGCCCCGUCCUCCCCUCCCGCUACAUCCCCACCCCAUUCCUCACCCCAACCCCAUCAGACCGCCUCUCCACCCUCAUCGACCGCGAAAGCACCAACACCCUCAAAUCCCUCCAACGAACCAUCACCCCCAGCCCGACAAACUACAACCUAGGCAUGGGAAUGGCCAUCUUCCGCGCCCUUCAUGGACAAUGGACCUACACUCGCACAGUCACUCACAUCUUACCCUCACCGUCACCGUCAACAUCUCUCCCCACACCGACCCGCUCAUCCCAACUCUCGCAAAUCUCAGGAACAGCGACCUUCCAUCCUCGUCGUACAUCUAGUAUCUGGUACGAGAAGGAGUAUGUAUAUGAAGAAGUUCACACCAACAACAAUACCGACUUUGAGAAUAAUCAUAAUACUAUUGUCAAUGAUGGGGAUAAAUCGACCAGAAAACGCUACAUAUACCGCCUCACAGAAGGAACCUGGAGCAAGAAGAACGGCCAAAUCCUCAUUUGGAACGUGGACAUUGAUCCUUUCCACGCGGGGAAGUUCUCGCAUGGAAUGUUUGUGGGGUUGGCAGAGAAAGUAUUGACCCCGGCUGAUGGUGACGAUAAGGGAAUGGAGGAAUCAAGGUAUGUGGUUCGGGCUGCGGCGGGGGCGAUACCGAUGGAUCGGGAGAAAGAGAGGGACCCGAAGUAUGAGUAUGUGUUUCGGAUGGAGGGGGUGUCAGUUUUGAUGUGGGAGUGUGUUAUAAGGGAGAAUGUGGUUGGUGGUGAUGGUGUUGAGGGUGGGGGUUUGAUUACGAGGACUGUGUAUAGGCGGUAAUCUGUUCUUUAUAUUCUUACAUACAUAC